AUGAGGCUCUUCCUUCUCUUCCUCGCCCCGGCGGUCGCGAUGAUGGCCGACUCGCGCCACCCCGUCCACCCGAUGCCGCAAGAGGCGAUGGCGCUCAUCGCCAUCCUGCUCUUCUUCCAACUCUAUACAUGGCGCAACAAGGUGAAGGAAACGGUCGGCCACAUCUCGCCCGCGACUGUCAAGGCCAUGAUAGCGUGGUCGCCUGCCGCUUACCGCCAGAUGCACCAGCCUUGGAUCUACCUCGUCUCCAUCUACGACGACUGGCCGUCGCUCAACGCCUCGCUCAUCCGCUUCAAGGCGAGCUUCCCCGACCUGGACAUCGAGGCGAUGAUGGACAACUUUCCUGGCUUCCCCCGGUGGACCAUGCAGCUCUUUGACCAGACCCAGUAUGAUCUUCGCCACCUCUCCAUGUUCUACAAGUGCGCUGGGAUGGUCAUGUACUACAAAGCCAUCCGAGCCUCUGGGCACGACACCAAUGACUACUACGCGUGGACGGACCCCCUCGACCCGUUCACCACUGACCACAGCAAGCAGGAGGCUUUCCUCGCGCAGGCGCUGCUCCCGCCGCCCAGUGCGCCGUCCGAUGUGCCGCUCGCGCUCUGCGCGCCAGCGGGGCAUGCGAGCGGCGCACUGGCGCUCGGCAUCUCGCCGCCUCCGUCGCCGCCAGACGCCCCGACGCCCGCCUCGGGCUUCGAGCGCGGGGAGACGCUCAUCACCAAGGACUUCACCUCGCAGCCCUCUUUCAAUGGCGUGCGCGUCGUUGUGGUCGAGUGCCUCGGCGACGGCAAGUACGUCAUCGAAGGCAAGUUUGACGGCGUCACCCCGCAUCUCAUCAAGGUCCGCGAGGCGAGGCUCCAGCGGCUGCCUGCAAGCAUGCGGACGAGCCUCGCGGUGGUGCCGCAGCCGCCUCCGGCUGCCCCACGUGCGCACCACGCCGUCCCGCGGCCCCUCCUUCCCGUGCAACUGGAGGCAGGGGGCCGUGCUCUGGCGACGGCCCGGUCCAACGGCGGCGUGCAGGCCUACGGCGGCGGCACCAACGUCUCACCGGCGCCCUCCACCUUCGCGGCGUCGCAGCCCUUCCGGCACCCCGGCGCGCGCUCACUGCCCCAGGGCGUGGCGGACCGCCUGGCCAACCUCGAGGGGCCGAACAAGCCGACCGACUACCGUAGCUUGCCGGGGACGCCGCAGAGCGGCGGGCCCACGCUUUCGGCCACCAAGAAUGCGCAGCUCCACAGCCGCGCGUUCGUUGCGGACGUGGCGGACCGCGUCAAGGCGACCGCCGCCACGCACGCCGCCGCCGUCACGGCGACGCUCGACCAGCGCGUGGCGAAGCGCAAGGCGGACGCCGCAAACGAGCGCGCGGCGGUGCGCCGGCUCGCCUCCGCGCACGCCAAGUACGCCGUGCGCGGCGCCGCCAUGCUCACCGCCGCCCACGCCCAGACGGAGGAGGCGCGCAUCUCGGAGGUGAAGGAGGCCGUCGUGUCCCAGGAGGUGUUCGCCGUGUCCUUCAAGCCGCACGCCAACUCCAAGAACCUCGCCUCGCCCGACAAGAUCCUCGUCGGGCUCGUCGACAUCCCGCCGCCUGGCAUGACCACCGUGUACGAGAUGGACCGCCACGACAAGAAGGACUCGUCCGCCUGGCGCUUUACGCAGCAGGACUUCAUCGACGCGGGCGUCGGCAGCAUCGUGACCGACUUCAUCAAGUCGCACCCGGGACUCACCAUCCCGACCUACUCCACCAAGGUCUCCAAGUCGGUCAUGUGCACGCCCACCAAGCCCUGCCGCCACUGCCUGGCGGCGCGGACGGCCGCCAUGAUGCGCUCGCCGUAG
This is a messenger RNA of Emiliania huxleyi CCMP1516, 1830 nucleotides long. RefSeq lists its product as hypothetical. The transcript has 8 exons. The record is from RefSeq and is a predicted model, not a curated record. The coding region runs from base 1 to 1830 and encodes 609 amino acids. Lineage: Eukaryota; Haptophyta; Isochrysidales; Noelaerhabdaceae.